AAAAUAAAUUUGCACCAAGUGUGAAGGAUUUUCAAAUAUUUGCCCAUUGUCGCGUCUUCAAUCUCAGACCGGCGCAUUUCUAACUAUUUUCCGUACUAUUAUCGAGGAAUCCAACGUUAACUCAAUGUACGCCUCAAUGUUGCCCAAUUUGUUAAAUAUGAAAACCGAAAAUUUAACAAAUUCGGGCUACGACGAUGCAUUCCUAUUGGAGGAGAAUAUACUACAAAUGAUGGAAUCGGCGGAAAGUCAACUAAUGCAUGCGGAGGCGCUGCCGGUGGGUCAUCCCGCUGGCUCGCCGAUUGGCCAUGCCCUCAGUCCCAAUGGCGUUGUGCUCGGCCUUAGCAACAGCAGCAAUCAGAGCAGCGAGAAUUUUACGCUCUGUAAUGGCAGCAGCAACGCCAGCAACAACAACAACAAUAACAACAACAUGUACUCACCGAACAACAACAACAACAACAAUGGCAACAACAGCCAACAGCAGCAGCAGCAGCAACAACAGCAGCAGCAACAACAACAACAGCAGCAGCAGCAACAACAACAACAGCAAUCGCCCACAGUAUGCGCAAUUUGUGGGGAUCGGGCAACGGGCAAGCAUUAUGGCGCCUCCAGCUGCGACGGCUGUAAAGGCUUCUUCCGGCGCAGCGUGCGCAAAAAUCAUCAGUAUACCUGCAGAUUCUCGCGCAACUGCGUCGUGGACAAGGAUAAGCGCAAUCAAUGUCGCUAUUGUCGUCUGCGCAAAUGUUUCAAGGCGGGCAUGAAAAAGGAGGCGGUGCAAAAUGAACGCGAUCGGAUCAGCUGCCGACGCACCUCCAACGAUGAUCCCGAUCCGGGCAAUGGCUUAUCCGUUGUCUCGCUGGUCAAAGCGGAGAACGAAUCACGCCAGUCGAAGGCUGGUGCCGCCAUGGAGCCGAACAUAAAUGAGGAUCUCUCGACGAAACAAUUUGCCAGCAUCAACGAUGUGUGCGAGUCCAUGAAACAGCAGCUGCUGACCCUAGUCGAGUGGGCCAAACAGAUACCGGCCUUCAAUGAACUCCAGCUGGACGAUCAGGUGGCACUGCUGCGCGCCCAUGCGGGCGAGCAUUUGCUGUUGGGCCUUUCGCGUCGCUCCAUGCAUCUGAAGGAUGUGCUGCUGCUCAGCAAUAACUGUGUCAUCACCAGGCAUUGUCCAGAUCCACAUGUCUCGCCCAAUUUGGAUAUAUCGCGUAUUGGAGCGCGCAUCAUUGAUGAACUGGUGGUUGUUAUGAAGGAUGUUGGCAUCGAUGAUACCGAAUUUGCCUGCAUUAAGGCAUUGGUCUUCUUUGAUCCCAAUGCCAAGGGUCUCAAUGAGCCGCAUCGCAUCAAAUCCUUGCGCCAUCAGAUACUCAACAAUCUGGAGGAUUACAUUUCAGACCGACAAUAUGAGUCGCGUGGUCGCUUUGGUGAGAUCCUGCUCAUCCUGCCGGUGCUGCAGUCGAUUACCUGGCAGAUGAUCGAACAAAUACAAUUUGCCAAAAUCUUUGGCGUGGCGCACAUCGACUCGCUGCUGCAGGAGAUGCUGCUGGGUGGUGAGCUGGCCGACAAUUCGCUGCCGCUGUCGCCGCCCAAUCAGUCCAACGACUACCAAAGUCCUACGCAUGUCGGCAAUCUGGAUGGCAGCCAGGUGAGCUCCACACUGGACACUUUGGCCACAGCCAGCAGUGGUACACAUGGCCUGGAUCUGGACGUGCAGCAUAUACAGGCGCUCAUCGAAGCCAACAAUGCGGAGGAUACAUUCCGCGCCUAUGCGGCCAGCAAUGCGGCAACGGCUGCCGCUGCUGUUGCUGCUGCCACCCCCACGGCUGCUGUAACGCCCCCAUUAAGCAGCGCCGCCUGCAGUCCCAAGUCACAGGAGAACGCCUAUAUGGAUGCCACGGCGGCCCGUCAAUACAAUGUGCAGCACAAGAGUCAGCUAAUGCACAGUCCGCAGAGAGUGCAUCCCUACCAAAGAGUGGCCUCAUCGCCGGUCGAUGCCGGCCUGGGCAUGCGCAAUCCGGCGGAUAUCACGCUUAACGAAUACAAUCGCAGCGAGGGCAGCAGCGCUGACGAGAUGUUGCGCCGCACGCCCCUUAAAAUACGCGCGCCGGAUUUGCUGGCGCCCACCUAUGUGAUGGAGCCAUGUCGCAUGACGCUCAAACAGGAGCCCGAAACGGGCUAUUAACUGGUGCAAUAAUCUUAGCUACACACAUACACCACUCUACUUCCCCAUCCUAAUGUCUCCUCCCCAUCACCUCUACAGGCCCCGUCUUGCUAGCUGCUAAGUGCUAAAAAAAUCAAAACACAAAAACUUACUUAAUUGUUAUUGCCUUGAACUUUUUGAUACCGUUUUUAUUAGACUUUAAGUAGGUAUUUUGGAAAUUGUUGCUUAAUUUGUAAAACACGCAAUUGCAAUCUAUUUUUAUAUUUUCUUAUGAUUUUUUUUGAGCUGAAAUGAAAAAGAAAAUCAAGUCAAAGGAUUUGCUCUAAAGUUUAUACUAAACAUAGCACGUACUGUUGUCAGUUUGUUGGUUAUCUUUAUUAUACAUAUUAUGCAGACAUAUGUAUAUAUAUGCAAUACUUUGUUUUAGGUUAGGGUGUUGUUUAGUAGUAUAAAAUAUAUAAGUACGUUUAAUCGAUAGUUGAUGAAAAAUUGAAGAACUAUUUUUAUAUGAAUAUAUAUAUACUGUAUGUAUAAAAUACAAAGUAAUUUAAAGUGGCUGAGUGAAUAAAAAAAAAAAAGA
Drosophila novamexicana is the source of this 2735-nucleotide messenger RNA. It is a transcript of the gene Hnf4, whose product is annotated as transcription factor HNF-4 homolog. The transcript is spliced from 7 exons. Gene Ontology annotation, biological process: cell differentiation; regulation of transcription by RNA polymerase II; anatomical structure development. The coding region runs from base 125 to 2176 and encodes 683 amino acids. Gene Ontology annotation, cellular component: nucleus. Gene Ontology annotation, molecular function: zinc ion binding; RNA polymerase II cis-regulatory region sequence-specific DNA binding; nuclear receptor activity. Lineage: Eukaryota; Metazoa; Arthropoda; Insecta; Diptera; Drosophilidae. The record is from RefSeq and is a predicted model, not a curated record.